Messenger RNA from Drosophila mauritiana, 1309 nucleotides. RefSeq lists its product as uncharacterized. The transcript is spliced from 4 exons. Bases 1 to 1197 code for a protein of 398 amino acids. Lineage: Eukaryota; Metazoa; Arthropoda; Insecta; Diptera; Drosophilidae. The record is from RefSeq and is a predicted model, not a curated record.
AUGAAUACCUCCCGCGUUCUGAGGACAACAAAUGUCGUGCUUUUACUUAUGGGUUAUCAAAGGCAUUGGUUUGAAAAAAAGUCGCAUCGAUUCCGAUUGUCCCUGCCCAGUGUAGUUUACAUAUUUGUCCUCGGAGUUGUUUAUGCCGCGUGCUUCUCCCAGCAUUUCGAUAAGUCGUCAUCUACACUAAAAGUUUUGAAAGAUAUAUCACCCUUUCUAUUUGGAUUAAUCAGGGUGCAGCUUGCCUUGGGAGCGAAAGCGUUCGCUUAUGCCAUAUAUUCUUCGGUGAAAUCUGUGGGCGCAAUUAACUCCCUGUUGAAGGCUCUGCCAUCUAGGAAUUCCCAAUUCACACAAGACGAAGCCUUGGCCUACCUCUUACUGACUUCAACCUUUGGUAUACUCUUCUGUUUCGCGGCCUACAUAGCAUAUGAAAUGAAGUUCGAGCUACCCCCUCUGCCAGAUGCUAUGCUUGGGAUGGCUCUGCUCUUGCCGCAUUUCAUUUUAGCCGGGUCAGUAAGAUUGUACACUGUUCUCUCGUGGUUGAGUAGAGGACAGCUAAAAGAGCUUAAGAAAAAUGCCGGAGAGGAGUUAAGGGCUAAUUUGACGAAGGACCCGGGCAAUAUUGCCUCCGCCUUAUUUACGGUUUCCACGGAAAGCUUGGAAAAUUUAAAGACAAAACUGGAGAUUCUGGAAGCCAAUUUUUGCAUUUUCGCCCAGUCGUUAAAACAUUCUAUGCUGUUUCUUUUUGCAAUGCACGCAAACUGCCUUCUGGGAGGAUUUUAUACGCUUACGUACUACUGGAAUACCUGGUACGUUCUGUUCGAGGAUCGCAAGAGAAGAAUCUUCUAUGCGGCAAAUGCCUCCAUAUAUGCCUCUAUAGCCAGUGAUUACAUCUGUCUGAUGGUUGUUUUGUUUAUGAUGGAGAACGAGCGGCGAAACUUUAUUGAGGCUAUAGAUUUAUUGCUGGCCCAGAGGAAACUGUUUUCAAAAAAAUUGCGACCUAUCGCAAAAGAUUUGAGAGGCGUUCUUAAAAAAAAAUGUUUUAUGUUUGGUGGACCCUUUCAGCCAAAUAUUAUUUACGUCAGUUUGAUGGUAUGCCUUCAAAUCAUAGUAAUAACAUUGAUUGUGACUGUUCAUUAUCUGGAAGACGAAAUUUUGUUGCUAAAGGAAGAGUUCAGCAGCACCGACGACAAUUAAAAAGAUAUUGCUUAUAUUACACGGAAUGGUCGGUCUGUAGGAUGGAGCAACAAAUCACUAUUAAGUUGCUAAUAAAAUGGUUCAAACAGAAAUUUGUGCGACUUCGCUAGAG